Messenger RNA from Ectocarpus siliculosus, 1785 nucleotides. NCBI's taxonomy places the organism in Eukaryota, Phaeophyceae, Ectocarpales, Ectocarpaceae. The record is from the annotation of a GenBank genome assembly.
AUGGUGUCGGCCACUUUUGGGGAGAAGAUAAACACCGACCGCAUCGUGAUGGACAAGACGGCGAGGGAGGCCGUGCAGGAGCUGUACCCGGAGGCUUGCGCGAAGCACCCCAGGUUCCUUGAUGAGAUCGGACACGGCGAGACAAGGACAUUCACCGAGGAGCAGCUUAGGAACCGACUCGAGGUGGCCCACGUGUUCGUAAGCCUUGCCAACCUGGUGCUGCUGUCCCGCGGCAAGAACGUCCUCGCAGAGGACUUCAAGUACUACUCCCCCGGCACGGGCCGCCUCGACCGUGAGAGCUUUCUCCGGCUGACCAAGACCCUGGACGUUGCCUUCUCAACCUUCCGGGUCACGCCUACCGACUUCGUGGUGUACAAGGACGGAACGGUAACCUACCGGCGCAAGUUCAAGGCUGUGCACGACGGCUACCUCACCGUUGGCGACAAGACUUACCCCCCGAGCCAGACGAAGGUGAUCUCGGACGUGGAUCUGUGUGCGGUGUCCUUCGACGACAUGGGGGUCGUCCUUUCCUACGCGUACGGCCUCAUGGUGGAGGUCGUUUACGCCAUCGAAGACCCGGACGCGGUGGCGGAGAUCGAGGAGAUCAAGAAGAGGGUGGUCAACCAACAGGCCAAGAUGAAAUCGCUUGAGGGGCAAGAGUCUUCGAUCGCGUACUCCAAGUGCAAGUCCGACAUCGACGUGAUGAAGUUGGACAUGGAAGCUCUCCUGGAGAGGGUCAACUCUGCGCCCAACACCGAGGGGCUCGGCGGCAUCCCUGGGCUGUUCGCUGCGGUAGGGGCAAAAUUCCCCGAGGACCUGAAAAACUUGGAAGGCACGGACGCCGAGGGGGACAUCGAGGGCAUGCGUCUGGCGAGCUUCAGCUACCCCGUGGAGGUGAAGGACUACGAGGCCUUCGACACGGACUCUUUCACCGAAAUGAAAGACACAUAGUGUGUUUUUGUGGAGAACAUACGAGUUCCUGUUCUUUUUUUCGAGUGUUGUUGUUGACGCGAUUUUGUUUUCGAGAGGUGUGGGAAAAGCUUCAGCAUGGAGGCACGAGAGAAGGGAACAUCUCUCUAGUGAAACUUACUUCUUCGCCUUUGAUUGUUGACGCGGUCCUCUUUGAGGGGAGGGGGAAGAGUUUUCGCGGCGACACAAGGCAUCGAGAACAAUUCAAGUAGAAGCGGGAUUGUUGGGAAUGGGCGUGGUCAGAACACGAGCUUAACGUCCACGUGUGGUCAGAGUAGUCGGAUCGAUGCCCUGUUAUAAUAUACUAAAAGUGAAAUGGUUUGUUGGUUGAGUGUAGUCGUGAGUGCACGCGCAGGUCUCGAUUGGACCAUCUCCAUCUCUGGUUCGUGAGCUAAUCUUGUAUUGUAUGCAUACUUUUUUGUUUUUUUUUCACCAUCGAGUUCUGCACCAAACACAGCGCGCCGUCAAAAAGCAGGGGAUGGGGGCGCGCGGAGUGGUUGGGAAGGGUUGGCGCGAGUGCGCGGCGAGUGCGCGCGGCGUUGAUUUUUCUCCUCUUUUGGUUUGAGUUUUUCUCGCCCGAACCUCGGAAUUUUCAACUACGAAUAUAAGGGGAACGAGAAACGGUUUCGUGUUGAGUUGUAAGUCUCGAGUUUUGUUCGAUUUUUUGUCAUUGUGCAUAUAUAUGCAGGGCAAAAAACACGUGUCUCGUUUUUUUGGCUCCUUUUCUUUUCAGGGGCAGUUCACUCCGUCGCAUCGCAGUUUUGCUACUGCAUGUGGAACCCUGGGUAAUGUUCCUGUUUCGAACGGUUCACAGUU